Paramacrobiotus metropolitanus is the source of this 2098-nucleotide messenger RNA. RefSeq lists its product as uncharacterized. NCBI's taxonomy places the organism in Eukaryota, Metazoa, Tardigrada, Eutardigrada, Parachela, Macrobiotidae. The transcript has 11 exons. The coding region runs from base 191 to 1852 and encodes 553 amino acids. The record is from RefSeq and is a predicted model, not a curated record.
UCAAUCCUGAUCAAAGUGCCUCAACAGCACGGUACAGUUGUUUGGGUGAUUUGCAUCAUAAUCUUUGUUGUUUCAUAUUUCUGUUUUUUUUUAUUAAAAAUUAGAAUUUUGUUUCUAAUCGUGGGGAAUUUUUCGCAUUUCAUCCGUUUGCAUUGGGAGGGGCGACUGCAUUGCGGUUGGUGGACCUGCUAUGGCAGUGAACCACUUACAAAGACAGCGGGAUUUAAUCAGUGAAUCGGAGCAGUCGAGUGCCACCGACGCCAGACCUUCUGAACAAGAUCAUCCGGUUGCCCGAAGGAGCAGGAGAUCCACGCAAAAUGAAGCGGUGGUGCUUUCUUCCAAAUUUGUGGUUGGCCGCAUCAGAAGCCGACACGAAAGCCUUGAUGACAAUAAUAGCGAAGCGUAUUGGUGCGAAUUUCCUAAAUCGAAUGCAGAGAGCCUAGAAAAACGAGGCAUAGAAGUAAUACCUCAAAGCCAGAACGUCAGUCUACCAAGAAAAGAUCGUGUUGCCAUCCCGGAAAUUUAUGGUGUCAAAGCAAAACAGAAACGGGAUGCAAAAGGGAAACUCUUGAAAAAUAAUCGCAGCUUAUCUGGAGGUCGAGAAAAAAUUCUGGACUAUUAUCUUACUAGCCAAGAUCUGGAAUGGAUCACACUCUACAACCGAAUCGCACAAACCAAAAAAAUGAAACCUAUUCCUGUGGAAAUGUUUGAAGUAAUGAUAAAUAUGUUGGAAAGAAGAAAAAAUGAGAUUAUCCUUAAAAGAAUGAAGAUGGUGCUAACAGUGAUCUGCAAAACCGCCGAAGGUACACCUAGACGUUUCGAAAGGGAAUACCAAGCUUUGCAAAGAUUUAUCGAGCUUACGCCAGAAGUCUUAGCUGUUGUUAAUCAUAACGCUAUGGGAACGGUAGCUGGAUUAAGCGGAAACCAGUCGUUCGAUGUUUGGGAAUAUUGGAAAUGCAAGCUGCAGGACGACUUUUACCAACCUCUGAUUGCACCGUCUGCGCCGGAUUUCGAUUACCGAAGGAUAUCGUUAAUAGCAGCGUGGAACAUGACCAGUGUUUCUUAUGCGAAAGGCAUUCGCCAUGAUGCCGAAAGAAUACGAUUGAUGUAUGACCUUCUGCAAAAGAGAAAUUUUGUCUUAGCGAAAAGUUUUACCAAAGAGGAAGACGUCGAUGUCGAAUUCUCUGAACUGCUGUUAAGUUCCGAUGCGAGAUAUCUAUCACCGUCUGACCUGGCCGACAUGAAUUCGUACAUCCAAGAUUUUUGUGAGCUUUCAAAGAAUGAAGAGGAAGACGAAUCGAGGAGUGAAUUUUUGUCCAGUGUUUACCAGUGGAUUAAACUCGGUAUCGAGGAAUUACCAGAAUCCAAGGAAAUCGAUCCAGCUUCCAUUUCUCCACGAAGACAGUCCUUUACUAGUCGAAGUGAGGAGGAGAAACCCCCGGUUCUACACACUGCCCCUUUACCGGAACCCCUACCUGAACCUGCAUUAGCAGAGAAAAAAGCGGAUGAACUGCGGAGGAAGGGAAAGCCAUCAGACCGCAAAAUGCUUCUUAGCACGAGAGCGACCAGGGCACGAGUAGAACCUGUGCGACACUUUGAGCACGGUGACAAUUCGUGCUGCGAAAAUGGUCCCAUGGAUGAGGACGAAGAGCUUUUGCAUAAGCCACUGAUAUUUGAUCAGCUGAUGGCUGGUUUGAAGAACGAUUCCGAUCUUGACACGGAAGAGACGUUAUAUAUGUUGAACAACUUCUCUUUGGAUGAUGCAGGAAUCGUACUACAAGAAUUCAAUACACCUUCCAAAUCCUCGGAUCUACGCUCGAGAUUACGCUCUCGAAAGCCACGUGUUAGUUAGCCGGUCCAACUCUGUGUGCAACCUAGUUAGUCUUUUUGGCUAAGUUGGCUAAGCUUUCAGUUUUCCGUUGUAGAUAUUGUUGCUUUCUGAAACUGAUCAAGUGUGGCGCAGUUCUUUUUUAAUUGUUUUUUCGUUAUUCACUCGCAAUCGGAAAUUUUUGUUACAUACAGAAAUUGAGAAAAUUUCAUGCAAAAGCACAAGUGCUAUUGUAACCAAAGUUAAACAAAAGUAAUAAUAAAUAUGAUU